This is a messenger RNA of Ilyonectria robusta, 750 nucleotides long. Its product is annotated as ribonuclease T2-like protein. The transcript has 2 exons. Gene Ontology annotation, cellular component: extracellular region. Gene Ontology annotation, molecular function: RNA binding; ribonuclease T2 activity. Bases 1 to 750 code for a protein of 249 amino acids. NCBI's taxonomy places the organism in Eukaryota, Fungi, Ascomycota, Sordariomycetes, Hypocreales, Nectriaceae. The record is from RefSeq and is a predicted model, not a curated record. Gene Ontology annotation, biological process: RNA catabolic process.
AUGGUUCCCAUUGUGGUCGCCAUCUCAAGCGUCGUCACUGCUACAACUGUUUCGUGCCCUAGCAACCUGACUCUGUCUUGUCAUAACACGACUGCGGUGGCCAACACAUGCUGCUUUAUUCCUGCUGGACAAAUUCUCCAGACUCAAUUCUGGGACUCUAGCCCUUCUGCUGGGCCAUCUGAUUCCUGGACAAUCCAUGGUCUGUGGCCCGAUUAUUGCGACGGAACCUACCCCCAGUUCUGUGACUCUAGCCGAGAAUACACCGACAUCAGGGGACUUGUGACCAAGUUCGCUUCUGCAGCUACCUUGUCCUACAUUGAUACGUAUUGGGUCAGCAAUAGUGGCACUGAUGAGUCACUCUGGGAGCACGAGUUUAGCAAGCACGGCACCUGCAUUAGCACGCUUAACCCUAGUUGCUAUGUUGGCUAUCAAACUGGCCAGGAAGCGGCGGAUUACGUGACCAAGCUUGUAUCGCUGUUCAAGACGCUACCGACUUACGAUUGGCUCGAGGAAGCAGGCAUCACACCCUCCACCUCCAAGACGUAUACAUUGAGCGCGAUCCAGGAUGCUUUGGAGACACAACACGGUGCUGGGGUCACUCUCGGCUGUUCCGGAAAGGUCCUGAAUGAGGUGUGGUACCACUUUAAUGUUCGGGGCUCUCUCCAGCAGGGUACCUUUGUUGCUGCGAACCCUGAUGGGAGCAAGAGCACAUGUCCUAGCACGGGCAUCAAGUAUACUCCUAAGAGCUAA